This is a messenger RNA of Hyposmocoma kahamanoa, 598 nucleotides long. RefSeq lists its product as uncharacterized. The transcript has 3 exons. Bases 53 to 583 code for a protein of 176 amino acids. NCBI's taxonomy places the organism in Eukaryota, Metazoa, Arthropoda, Insecta, Lepidoptera, Cosmopterigidae. The record is from RefSeq and is a predicted model, not a curated record.
UAGGCUUGUUGUUUUAGGUUUUAGAAACAACCAAUAUCAUGGUGGCCCCAAAAUGAAUAGUGAUUUAUAUAAGAAAUACAAAAGGCCUAAGCAGCAAACUCACCAGACAACCAAUCCUGAUCCACCAAGAAUAAAUAACAAUAACAGCAGAGAAAUUGCCCGAGAUGAUUCACCAGAGGGUACAUGUCCUUUAUUGGCCAAAGAUUCAGAGUGGGUGGAUAUCUUGCAAAGUCCAAUACCCCCUAAUCCCGUGCCAUCUAGCUCAUCAAAUAUUGGGGACGAAGAAGCCGUGUUACAACUUGUAGAGUGUGAAGAUGGGCCUCAAAUGAAGCCACUAGCAAUAAUGUUCCCUGGUUUACUAGAGAAAGACCCACAGACAUUAGAGGGUAUGUUAACUAAAGCAAUGUCAACUACAGAAGUUACAAAGCAUUUGGUGAAUUUGGGAGAAAAAGCCGACUUUACGUUUAUGAAGAAAUCAACCAGGUUGAUUCCAAAGGACAAGGUAAAUAAACAUAAAGUUCCGAAGUUUAACUAUAAUUGGCAUUUACAGGCAAAGUUCAUUAUACAUAUUUAUACUCAUUAAGAUGUUCUACUUCCA